This is a messenger RNA of Tripterygium wilfordii, 1878 nucleotides long. Its product is annotated as berberine bridge enzyme-like 19. Lineage: Eukaryota; Viridiplantae; Streptophyta; Magnoliopsida; Celastrales; Celastraceae. The transcript has a single exon. The coding region runs from base 39 to 1661 and encodes 540 amino acids. The record is from RefSeq and is a predicted model, not a curated record. Gene Ontology annotation, molecular function: FAD binding; oxidoreductase activity.
AUCCAUGUAUAUGUAUAUCUCUUCAUUUCUCUGCAACAAUGAAGACAAAAACACCAACCCUGUUACUCUCUGUUUUUGUUUUUGUUCUUGUUCUAAAUCUAUCUUCUUCAAUAUCCCAAGCCGAAGCCGCAGAUGAUAAUUCUGUCUACAGCCAGUUUCUUCAUUGUCUAUCAACACAAACCAACCAAGAUAUCUCCAACAUUGUUUAUUCUCAAACCAACAGUUCAUACACUUCGAUUCUUCGUGCUUACAUUCGUAACGCCCGAUUCAACACUUCAUCGACACUAAAACCGUCGAUUAUCGUAACCCCAGAGAGCGAAUCCCAUGUUCAGGGGGCCGUGAUCUGCGCCAAGAGACUUGGGUUUUUACUCAAAAUCAGAAGCGGCGGACAUGAUUACGAGGGUAUCUCGUACGUCUCCGACACACCCUUUCUAAUUCUCGACAUGUUCAAUCUCCGAACCAUCACUAUCGAUGUCGAAAACCAGUCUGUUUUUGUUCAAUCCGGUGCGACGCUCGGGGAACUGUAUUAUAAAAUAUGGGAGACGAGUAAAGUACUCGGCUUUCCCGCCGGAGUGUGCCCGACGGUGGGUGUUGGUGGGCAUUUUAGCGGUGGUGGGUACGGUAACAUGUUGAGGAAAUUCGGGUUAUCGGUGGAUCUUAUAUUUGAUGCCCAGAUUGUCGAUGUGAAUGGUCGAAUUCUUGAUAGGAAAUCAAUGGGGGAGGAUCUGUUUUGGGCGAUUAAGGGAGGUGGGGGUGGUAGUUUUGGGGUUGUUCUUUCUUACUCAAUCAAUCUGGUUCCAGUACCGGAAAAAGUUACAGUCUUUAGACUUGAAAGCACCAUUGAAGGGAAUGCAACUGAUUUGGUCUAUAAAUGGCAGUCAGUGGCACCAACGAUUGACAACAAUUUGUUCUUGAGAUUGUUAUUGCAGCCGGUGAGUUCGAGGAUUAAUAGCGGUCAGAGGACAGUUAGAGCAACAGUUAUUGCAAUGUAUUUAGGAAAUGCAAAGUCCCUUGUGGGUUUAUUGGGGAAGGAAUUUCCUGAAGUGGGUUUGAAAAUUGAAGAUUGCAUCGAGACUACUUGGAUUGAUUCAGUGUUAUGGUGGGCUAAUUACGACAAUGGCACCUCCCCAACUGUUCUGCUCGACAGAAACCCGGAUUCCGCGAAUUUCUUGAAGAGGAAAUCAGAUUAUGUUCGAACACCGAUCUCGAAACAGAGUCUGGAAUGGAUAUGGAAGAAGAUGAUCGAACAGGGGAAAGUUGGGUUUGUUUUCAAUCCAUAUGGAGGGAGAAUGUCCGAGAUUUCCGAAUCAGAAACUCCAUUUCCUCAUCGAAAAGGGAACUUGUACAAGAUUCAGUAUUCAGUGAAUUGGAAUGAGGAGGGUGCUGAUGCAGCAAAAAACUAUCUUAAUCAGGCAAAGAUGCUUUUCAGUUACAUGACUCCAUUUGUGUCAAAGAACCCAAGAAGAGCUUUCUUGAAUUACAGAGAUCUUGACAUAGGAGUGAUGCCAAAGAGUGGGAAUGACUUCAAAGCAGGGAGAGUUUAUGGAGAAAAGUAUUUUGGUGCCAACUUUGAUAGGUUGGUGAAGGUGAAGACUGCUGUGGAUCCGCAGAAUUUCUUCAGGAAUGAACAGAGCAUCCCUACUCUUCCAAAUAAGGCAUAGAAUCAGAGACUCUUACUACAUAAUCAAUCGAUAAGUCAUAGAAAUGUAUGUUUUGGGUUUUAUUCUUUAUCCUCUACCUUGAUUGAGAGGAUAAUCGAUUGUAAUAAUUAGAAAAAUUAUCAUGAUUGUCUUUUGAAUUUAAGUGUCAGAUGUACCCUUUUUUUUUCUUUCUCGUCAACUUAAUACUCUUAAAAACAGAGUUGAUUCUACUCUAGAA